CUCUGAUUUGCCAACGAAGAGUGCUAACUUACCUAUUAUGCCUGUAGUGACAUCUGAUAAGCAAUGUACAUCUACUGAUUACACUAAUCCGAUAGUAUCCAAUUUACCAUUAGAAGCCCAUAAGCAAAUACCUAGUCCUAAUGCGACAGCUCUUAAAAACACUGUCAAGAUUAAAAAGUCUAUGCCACGUAAGAAGAAUGUUUGUACAGAACCUUCUGGUUCUAGACCCAAUAAUAAAAGUAUUACGAUGGCCCUACUCAAUACAAAUAAGACUAAACUACCCGACACCAUGCUUUACCCAACGCAUCGUAGGGGAGGAUAUAAGGGCAGACCUGGUUCAAAUGUCUCACAAGAUGGCCACUUCAAUCGUUAUGUAAGUAGGCCUAAUACUGGACAGACCACAGUAAACCAACGAGCCUCACGAGUACCCUCAAACGUUUUAAAUAAUAAACCUGUAAGACGUAACCUCUCUCAACACUUUCCCAUUAGGCAAGAUGGAUUACUAGGUUACCCAACAUCAAACUUUUCAAAUAAUAUACCAGUAACACAUAACUUUUCUCAACACUUUCCGAUUGGGCAAGAUGGAUUACUGGGUUACUCACCAUCAACCCAACCUUGUCUUAACUGUCCGCCUAGUCAAGUUCAACAAAUUAAUCCGCUUUAUCAAAAUAAUGAUUUUUUUGGCCUUCAGAAAUCCCUGGUCCCACUAGCACUACAGUUUGCUCAAGCGAUCGCCCAUGUGAUCAGUCAAACAUAAUAAACCACAGUCUAUGCAAAUCCAAAAUACACGACAUCAAUAGGGAAGCUCUCGGUUUUUUUACACUCCAUACGCCCUUUCUAAAUCUAUUACUUAUCAAUGCACGUUCACUUCUGAACAAAAUUUCAGCCUUGAGAACAUUAGCCUUUCUAUCCAAGCCUUCUUUCAUACUUAUCACUGAAACAUGGUGCUCUCAUGCAGUAUCUGACUCAGAAUUAAAUAUCCAAAACUAUAGACUCUAUCGCUGUGACAGAGAAACUAAGCGAGGAGGUGGUUGUAUUAUAUAUGCUUUGGAUACCCUAACAACUAAUAGAGUUGAAGAUAGUGUCCUGAAUAGUUUACCAGAAUCAGUCUGGAUAUCUGUCAACACCCUGAAUCAUAGUCUACUCCUUGGAUGUAUAUACAGAGCUCCUGAGAGCUCAAAUAAUGGGAAUAAUCUUAUUAUCAAUGCAUUCAUACAUGCAUCUGCUCUAAACUUCAAUGCUAAGAUUAUCACUGGUGAUUUCAAUUAUCCUGGGAUUAACUGGAGUACCGGUAGCUGUCAGUCAUGUAAUGAGGAGUUCUCGGCAACCAUUAACAUGCACUGUUGGUCACAGUGGGUUCGUACCCCAACUAGAGGUGAUAGUAUACUCGAUCUAAUAUUUAGUAGAGAUAUUAUCCCACUGUCUGUAAAGGUAUACGAUGAAUUUGAAAGCAGUGACCAUAAGACAGUAGUAUGCUCUCUCCCUAUAUAUCCCUCUUCUAACCGACCCAUUCAAAAAACCUGUCAAUAUAGAGACUUUAAGCAUGCCGACUGGGACCUCCUGCAUUCACUGAUUAAACUUUCAGACUGGGAUAACUUUUUUUCAUGUACUAAUCUCAUAGAUACUAUCGACGAGUUCUAUUUGAUCGUUAACUCUUGUUUAGAUUCUUCUGUACCUCUUAAAACGUACAGGUUUAUUAAACCUUACGAAUUAUAUAUACCAGCUAAAUAUCGUAAUAAACUAAGACGCCUACAGAAUCGUUAUUUCAAGUCAAACGACUUCACGGCAGCUGCGCAAACAACAAUAAUUUUUAAUCAAAUUAAAGAGACACAUAGGUUAAAAGCCAUUAAUGAGGAGAUACUAGCACUUAAUAGUAACUCAAAAAUACAAAACUUAACUCUACUUCUCAAUAAACGCGCUAAAGUAACUCAAAAUGUUGAUAUACCAUGCAUCCAGCAUAAUAACACUUUUAUAUACGACUCUAAAACUAUGGCAGACCUUUUCAGUGCUACUUUUGCGAAUGAUGUAGGAACCACAAGUGGCUCUGCUUCAAGAGAUACGUGCGUGACCAGCAACUACAUAAAAUCUAUCUCCUUCACAUGUAAGAAAAUUAAUAUGGCUAUAAAUGCCCUUAAGCUUUCGCGCGGUCAUGGAGCAGACGGGAUUCCAUCCUUUCUCUACAAAUACGGUGGUCCAGAUAUUCCACUUCUUCUUCUAAAGCUGUUUACUCUCUCUAUGGAAACUGGUUCUUACCCUUACUGUUGGAAAACCGCGUACAUCAUACCACGUUAUAAAUCUGGAGAUAAGACUGACAUGAACAAUUAUCGGCCAAUAAAUAUUACUCCAGUGAUCUCUAGGAUUAUGGAGAAAAUUAUAUUUAUCAUUAAAUCGAUCUGGCACACGAAAUGACCUUAAUUACAUCGUUUAUAAAUCAACAGACAGUCCAGUUAAGAAAUAUUACAUGUUCCCGGCUGAUACAUUGGAUCGCUGUAAUACCCAAACAACUACUGAGCUAGUAAACUUAAAACUCAUAACACAU
Messenger RNA from Schistosoma spindalis, 2539 nucleotides. NCBI's taxonomy places the organism in Eukaryota, Metazoa, Platyhelminthes, Trematoda, Strigeidida, Schistosomatidae. The record is from the annotation of a GenBank genome assembly.